This is a messenger RNA of Anguilla rostrata (American eel), 3043 nucleotides long. RefSeq names its product G-protein coupled receptor 176-like. Lineage: Eukaryota; Metazoa; Chordata; Actinopteri; Anguilliformes; Anguillidae. Gene Ontology annotation, molecular function: G protein-coupled receptor activity. Gene Ontology annotation, biological process: G protein-coupled receptor signaling pathway. Gene Ontology annotation, cellular component: plasma membrane. The coding region runs from base 970 to 2559 and encodes 529 amino acids. The record is from RefSeq and is a predicted model, not a curated record. The transcript has 4 exons.
CACAGCGCACGCGCGCGCACACAUGCAUUGUGUUUUGACGUCAAAAUAUAAUUCGUGUAAUCCUUUUGGAGUUGUAUUUUUCCUUCGUAUGUAAUUUUUCAAGAAGCAUACAAAGUCGCCAAAUCACUCUGGAGUCGACAGAGGAGGGGCUACACACAAUGCAGUUCUGAGACUUGAUCCGUCGGACAUCUCGGUUAUACCUCCACACUGUGGCAGGCUCGAGCAAUAUACGCAUAAAAAACCCAGGUUGUUGCCGGCGCAAAGGGGAAUUUUACACUAAACUGCCGCGUUAGUAGCGAAUUGGGACGGGAAACACGGACAUCAGGGUUCUGCAUGUAGAGAGAGAAAGGGUUUCCGCAGCAGAGUCGCAUUGAUAAUACCAACUCGUUACAGUGUAUUAAUUAGGGUUUAUUAGUUACUCCAGGAGAAGAGCCUUGACUUGGAAAUCGUGCAAGAUGGAAACUCCUUGUCGAAAAGAUCUUACAGCGCCAGAAGGGGUUUUUCUAUCUUCGCUGGCGAAGUACAUUCUCAAGAGAGGGACGGGACUCCCAAGUUUAAGAUGAUGGACUCUUACGAAGGAAGUGGGGGAGCAGCGGAAACAUUGAAAUCUCGUAUAGACUGUCUUGCUGCCUUAAUGGGCUUCUGCGUGUUUUACAUUUUAAUCUCGGGCUGCAUGUUCUUUUAAUUUGUCAAGUGCUACAUAUAAACUGGUUGUAAACAGACAGCGAAUGACAGCCAGAACACACAGUGUUGAAAAGAAAGAAAGAAAGAAAAAAGACUUUAGCCACCAUUGGACAUUAUAAAGCUCUUCUUCAAAGAGCAAAUAAUUCAAAGAGUAAAUAAUUCUGGCUUCAAAAAAUUAGUAGUCCAAGUGGAUGCAUAUUACUUGUAAGGGAACCUUUAAAUCCCUAAAUCAUUGGCCUUGGUGUGUUUUAAGGAGCCUAAUACCUGUGUGAGUUGAACAACAAAAUGGAAGAUGAUAGCUAUGGGAGUAGGAGCUCCAACAUCGGAAGUUCCAAUGUUAAUUUCACACCAGCCAACCUCAUCCUUAAUUUCCACAAUACGUCAAUGGCUCAGUGGGACAUGACAGAGCAGGAAAUGGUGCAUUUGCAGACUCGCCUCAGUCAGGAGCAAACAUACAGGAACUUCACCACCACAGUGCAGGUCUUGAUCUUCAUUGGCUCGCUCUUAGGUAACAGCGUGGUGUUGUGGUUCACCUGUCGCACGACUAUACUAAAGCCUGUCACCAACUGCUUGGUGAGGAACCUGGCGUGCUCUAGCGUGUGCGCGUGCCUGGUGUGCCUGCCCUCAGACAUGGUGCUGAGCGCCAGCUCACCAUGCUGCUGGAGGCUCCUCCCCCCUCUCCUCUGCAAGAUGGUCAAGUUCCUCCACAAGCUCUUCUGCUCCGUCACCAUCCUCACCUUUGCUGCCAUCGCAAUGGAUAGGUACUACUCCGUUCUGUACCCACUAGAGAGAAAGAUAUCAGAUGCCAAGUUCCGAGGCCUGGUCAUCUACAUGUGGGUGCACGGUGCGGUUGUCAGUUUGCCCGUGUUUGCCGUGAGCAACGUAGUGGAUGUCUACGCCGUGUCCGCGUGCCCGGACAGCCAGAGCUCCUCCUUGGGGCAUCUGGUGUACACCGUCACCUACAACGUGACCACCGUGGUUCUGCCGCUGGCCGUGGUCUUCUUCUUCCUCACGCUGAUCCGGCACGCGCUGAGCGCCAGCCAGAAGAAGAAGGCGGUGGUGGCGGCCCUGCGGACGCCGCGGAGCGGGACGUCCAUCCCGUACGUGUCGCAGCGGGAGGCGGAGCUUCACGCCACGCUGCUCUGCUCGGUCCUGGCCUUCAUGGCCUGCGGCGCUCCGUACGCGGCGCUGGUGGUGUACCGCUGCUCGCCGGGCGCCCCCCGCGAUGUGCCCGUCUCCCUGCUGCUCACCGCCAUCUGGCUGCCCAAGGUCUCGCUGCUUUCCAGCCCGGCGCUUUUCCUCGCCCUCAACCGCCCGGUGCGCCGGUGCCUGCUGGGCGCCCUGGCGCGGCUGCACCGCCGCUACAGCCGACGCAACGCGGUGGGGGCGGAGGGCGGGGCUGGGGCCGGGGCCGGGGCCGGGGGGGCGGAGCCGGGGGCCCGCUCUGGCAGUCAGCUCCUGGAGAUGUUCCACGUCGGGCAGCAGCAGAUCUUCAGGCCGAGCGAGGAGGACGAGGAGGCCGCCGCCACGCUGGCCAGGCCCGGGGGGCGGGGGGAGGAGCCGCAGCAGGCGGUGGAGGUGGCCCUCGUACCCGUGGCCUCCCCGCUCUAUGGCUGCACCACCUCCGCCGCCCAGGUGGCCCCGGUUUCGGGCCCGGAGGCAGAGGGGGACAGGUACGGCGGGCAGGUGGGCUACGGGCCAUUCGAGCUGCCCCCACAGUGGCUCUCAGAGACCAGGAGCAGCAAGAAGAGGCUGCUCCCCCCGCUGGGCACCACACCCGAGGAGCUGAUCCAGACCAAGCAGCCUCGGGCCAGGCCAGAGCACAGGAUCAGCAGGAACAACAAGGUCAGCACCUUUCCCCCUACAGAGUCUUGAGACCCACCUGCUGAUCAUGCGUACCAGCAGCAUCCACACCCAGUGACCACACUUGAUGGACACGCCCACUUACAAUGGCAACUGUCCAUACCAACAAGAGAGGCCCAUGCCGACAGUAGCGGACCAUGCCCACACCCACUGGUGCCAACCAUGCCCGUGCCUGUUGAACUCAUCUACACCAUUUUACUGUCCACACUGAGGAGAAUGCUUCUUCUUUAAAGAUUUCCCAUCAAAACAUAACAGCCCUAUUUGUGUUACAGGAAUUGAAUCACACCUUAAUGAUUAACCAACUUAUUUAAGGUUGUGAAAACACAGGGAUUUGCAAGAGUUGGUAAACAUGGAGAAUAGGAAAAAGUAACUCUGUAUUAUUGUGUAUUAUUAAAUGAAAUGAAAUAACAGGAUAUUUGAUUCAAAAUAAAUUAUAAGUUGACUGCUCUACCAUUCAAUAAACCUAUACAAAAUACAGGCCUUUUUUCAAUCAAAA